Messenger RNA from Entrophospora candida, 350 nucleotides. NCBI's taxonomy places the organism in Eukaryota, Fungi, Glomeromycota, Glomeromycetes, Entrophosporales, Entrophosporaceae. The record is from the annotation of a GenBank genome assembly.
GUGGAAUAUUCUCAACAGUCAUCUUAUCUGUAACAGGGGUAGCAACGGGAGCGAGGACAGCAGCAACAACAGGAGUAGCAGCAGUAGUAGAGAAAACUGCUGCUGAAAAUAAAGAAAAAGAAGCUGCCAUAUUAUGGGAAACUUUAAAUAUGAGACAGAGACAAGUGAUUGAUAAAUCAAGCAAUUUACUAAAUAAUGUUACCUCGAUAAUUCCAAAUUUAAAUGAUCUUGAAGGUUUCUGGGAGACUCAGAUUGGUCAAUUAGAAAAUCUUAUUGAGCAAUUUAAAAAUUUAAAUGGGCAUAGGCCUCGUCCUAGUAAAUUAUUUAUUAAACGCUUUGAAAUAAAAUAG